Molecule: messenger RNA, 3073 nt
Organism: Notodromas monacha
Lineage: Eukaryota; Metazoa; Arthropoda; Ostracoda; Podocopida; Cyprididae
Source: the annotation of a GenBank genome assembly
AAGGGCUGUGAUGAUGAGAGUGUGUGUGUUGCUGCUGCUGCAGAGUGAGUGCAUGUGAAAAAGGUGCUGCCCAUCAGCAGAAAAAAAAAAGGUGAAGGAAAAGAAAAGUGGGGAAGAGUGAGGAUAUAUAAGACCAAGAAUAUAAGAUGGCAGUGACUAAGAGGCCCAUUGGCAACCUUGACACAGCUGCACAAGUACAGCAGCAAGACCAGCAGCAGCAGCAGCAAAAGAGUGAGAAAAGGCGCCUGUUUCGCCAAACUGAUGAACACUGGAUCUGCUUCAACACCUUGGAGGUCAACAAGAACCUGUUGCCUCUCAAGUUCAUGAUGUUCUGCUUCUAUGGAGCAAUGGCUGCUUUACUGCCAUACCUCACUAUCCACAUGCAGGCCCUGGGACUCACUAUUGAGGAGAUUGCUGUCAUCUAUGCAGUGCUGCCAUUCACUUCAUUCCUUGGGGCUCCAAUCACAGGAUUCAUUGCAGACAAGUUUGGCAACUACAGAGCAGUGCUGGCUCUGUGCAUAGCAUCAACAGCUCUUUUCCACACAGCUCUUCUCCUUGUGCCCAGGAGGGACUUUUCAAUGGCUGCCUCAUCUACAUCACCGUUGUCAGCUGGAUCUUUUCAUUGUUUGCCUGAAGGAACCAAGGGAUUAUUGACUCUGGAUGCCAAUAAUAACAAUUCCUAUUGCACAUCAGAGUCUCUUGAUAAAAUCUGCUGGCCAUCAUCACCAGGACAAGAAUGCCUGUCAAUCAGUAACAUCAGUGAUGCACAACUGCUGCUCUCAUUCCAAAUGCCAAUAUCAAAAGAAGAAUCCAGCACCAAUGCCACUCUGACAGUGAACAACAAACCAUUUGAACUCAAGAGUCAAAUGCUGAGGGAUGACCAGGGAAAUUAUGCAUCAGACAUAGAUGGAGCCACUUGUGACUGUGACACACACUGUACAGUUGUGCUGGAAAAGGGUUGUGAGCACCACCAGCACAUGAUGAUGAUGGCUGCUGCAACCUUGAAUGGCAAAGGUGACAAGAUUUCUGUCACCUUUUGGUCCUACUUCCUUCUCAGGGUUUUGGGCACCUUGUUCAUGGGUGCUGCCUUUUCCCUUUUGGAUGCCACUGCUUUGGCCAUUGUUGCCAAACAUGGGAAGGAAUAUGGGAAGCAGAGAGUGUGGGCCAUAGUGGCCAUGGCAGUGCUGAGUCCCAUCACAGGAGUGCUGGUGGAUGCAGCCAUGUCUGCCAAGCAUCAAGAUGGUGCUGGUGGUGACAAUGAUAAGGCAUCUGGAUUUGCAGCUUCCUUCUACAUGUGUGAUGCCAUGUCUGCACUGAACCUAAUUGGGCUCUUCUUGUUGGACUUCCAAGUUGAAGCUGGGGAUGAGGAUGAUAACACAAGUGGUGUCAAACAGACCCAUUUUCAGAAAUUGCGCAGGAUCCUGGGAGUGGUGGAGGCUGCAGUGUUUUUGUUCAUGAUGCUGAUCCUGGGGGCAGUGUGGGGUUUCAUAGAGGUUUUGGGCACCUUGUUCAUGGGUGCUGCCUUUUCCCUUUUGGAUGCCACUGCUUUGGCCAUUGUUGCCAAACAUGGGAAGGAAUAUGGGAAGCAGAGAGUGUGGGCCAUAGUGGCCAUGGCAGUGCUGAGUCCCAUCACAGGAGUGCUGGUGGAUGCAGCCAUGUCUGCCAAGCAUCAAGAUGGUGCUGGUGGUGACAAUGAUAAGGCAUCUGGAUUUGCAGCUUCCUUCUACAUGUGUGAUGCCAUGUCUGCACUGAACUUAAUUGGGCUCUUCUUGUUGGACUUCCAAGUUGAAGCUGGGGAUGAGGAUGAUAACACAAGUGGUGUCAAACAGACCCAUUUUCAGAAAUUGCGCAGGAUCCUGGGAGUGGUUGAGGCUGCAGUGUUUUUGUUCAUGAUGCUGAUCCUGGGGGCAGUGUGGGGUUUCAUAGAGUCCUACCUUUUUGUGUACCUGGUCCAGGAACUGGGGGCACCCAACUACUUGCUGGGCAUGACCCUAACAGUAGGCAGUCUGGUGGGCAUCCCUUUCCUGUAUGGGGCAGAGAAAGUGGUGGCAGUGCUGGGAGGCAGGGUGCAUGUGAUUGUCCUGGCCUUUCUGGUCUACUGUGCCAGAAGUGUGGGCUACUCUUACAUACCCAAUGCCUGGUGGUGUUUCCCCUUUGAGGCCAUGGAAGCAUUCACUUACCACCUCAUGUGGGUGGCUGCUGCCACUUAUGUCCCAGUCCUGGCACCUGCAGGGUUGCUGGCUACCAUGACUGGCAUCAUGGCCUCUAUGCACUUCAGUGUGGGUAAGGGACUUGGUAGCUUUGUUGGAGGCUACACGAUCUCAGCUGUGGGCAUGCGGCAAACCUUCCGUGCAGCCGGUAUCUUGUCAGCCAUUGUGGGCCUCCUCUACCUGGCCCUGCAGCACCUCUACCUGAAGCAGCGCAUUGCCAAAAGACUGGAAAAGCAGGGCUCCAUUCUGCAACCAGUGAGGACAACAGAGGAUGUGCUGGCAUCAUCAGAAGUGGCAGAGGAGAUGAUGACAGCCCCUGUCAUCAUUGAUGAUGAGUUUGUGGGAAGAGUGGCCUAUGCUCCACAUCAUCAUCAUCAGCAGGAGCAAGAUGAAGAAAAUCAGCAGCAUCAAAAUGAUGAUACACACAACAACAAGCAAAAUUCACAAAAUGAAUGAGAAUCAAAAAGAUUUCAAAUGAUGGCAAAUAAUGCUGCUGCUGCUGCUGGGAAUUGAGUGUUCCUCAUUCUUCUUGCAUAAUUUUUAGAGCAAUAAUCACAUGGAUCUUUCAUAUCCAUGCACUUUUGAGGCCUCUGUAUAAAAAUAAUUGCUGAGGAUGAAAAGUCACAAAGCUGUGCAGAACGAUUUCAGGAACAUCCUCUUACAGGGAAGAAAGAGAUUUUUUAUUUGGGGACAGGAUAUCUUCUGCAGUCUAUUUUUUUUAUGGCUGAUGAAAAAAGUCUUCCAUUUUUUAGUUCAGCUCUGCUGUAUGUUGCUGGAUCUGCUGUGCUUUUGUGCAAAUGGUGGCCUUCAUAUUCUUUUGACUUUUGGAACUAUGAGAUUGAAAUAAACAACACGGAUAUUUA